AUGGGCCCAGUUCAUUGCUUCAUUAUAACUGCCAAUCAAAUAAGUGCAGCACCUUUCACAGCUUUACAAAUUCUUUCUCUGUCAUUUAAAAUCAUCAACACAAUAAAGUAUGAUAACUUCAGAUCACAUAUGAUCACCUUCACUUUCUUUCCUCCUUUCUACUAUCUUCCGCCUUCGCCUCCUGUUGCACGGCGGUCUGUGCCGUCGACCACGGCGGCGGCGCCGUCGACGCCGCCAACUCUUCCCGGUAACAUCUUCUCAGACCAGCAACUGCAGCAGCAAAUUGCCUCGAUUAAACAACGGCAACAGCUUCAACAGGAAAUGUUGCUUCACCAGUUUCAACAGCAGCAGCAGCAGUUAGCUCAAGAGCAUGAGAAACAACUGCAGGAACACAUAAAAGUUUAUCUUGAGCAGCAAAAGAAAUUAGAGCAGCAGCAACGGAUAGAAAAAGAAAUGAUAGAGAAAAAACGCUUGGAAAAGAUAAAAAAUAAAAAUAAAGAUGAAGAAAGUGCGAUAGCUUCUUCAGAAGUGAAACAGAAGUUGCAAGAAUUUGUGUUAACAAAGAAGCAGCGAGAAGCCGCAGCCAGCAACAUGACAAACUCUCCUCCACAAUUUCGGCAUUGGGUUGGCCAUCCUGGAUCUGUCGAACAGAAUUCACCUCCGCAAAGCGGCCUAUCGCCACCAUAUGGUCCAUCGUCCCUUAUCGGCAAAUAUGAGGAUGACUUCCCUUUGCGGAAAACAGCUUCUGAACCCAAUAUUCUAAAAGUGCGCUCUGCUCUGAAGCAAAAAGUUAUGGAACGGCGCAUUACUCAAAGUCCUAUGCUGCGACGGAAGGAUAAGGGAACUUUACCACUCAAACGCAAAUCACCUUUGUCAAUAGAUUCAUCCAUAUGUAACAGUAACCCUGACUCAGGUCCAAAUUCACCACCAGGUGGAGCCACUGGUACACUUCCAAAUGGAAGUUUAACAUCCCUCCAGUCAAAAGAGCUAUAUAAAACAAGUAUUGCUCAACAAGGAACAGACUUUAGUUUGUACACAUCACCCUCCAUGCCAAACAUCUCUCUUGGACGACCUCCCACCUCCACUGGUAGCAGCAGCAACAGCAGUCCAUCAUCAGGAAUGACAGAAGCUGACCUCCGUGCCAUGAAUGCUGCCCGGUACAACCUGCCGCUGUCCAGUCACCUCUUAUCAAACACUCUGCCAUAUUACGCUUCACACCAAGUAAUUGAUGGAGAAUUCACUCAAAAUCAAGCAGCUUAUCUGUCUGCAGCACAGAUGAAGCCAUUUGAAGAGAAUUGCACAGGAAAAAUUCCCUCACCACUUGUUAGUCCCUACUCCAUUCCAAGCUCUGUAAGUCCAAGUAUAUCUGAGGCCCAGGCAGCACAUGCUCGUUUGAGGCAUCGUCCGUUAGGUCGAACCCAGUCUGCUCCCCUCCCUCUUCAACACCCCCUGUUGCAACAACAGCAGCAGUCAAUCUUCUUACAGCAACAACAACAACAGCAACAGCAGCAACCACACCAUCAGCAGCAGCAGCAACAACAACAGCAGCAACAGCAAGAACAGAAAAAGAUGUAUUUAAAACAGCAUAUUCGACAGGCUGUGUUGCAACGUGUGGGCAGCAAGAGUCACAUGGAGAACGUUGAUGAGGAAACUGAAGUAAAAUUAGCCCAGGAAAUGAAGGAUUCUAGACAGCACGAUGAUGCGGAUGUUGUUGUCAUCAAGGAUACAAAAAUGGAUGAACAAGCUAGUGAGCUUGACCAACAGAACAACCGCGAGAGAGAAACGUUGAUAAGUGGCCAACAACGAGAUUCACUUUUGAAAAUCCGACAUAGAACAUCACAUCACCGUCCUUUAUCCAGAACCCAGUCCAGUCCGUUGGUUACUUUUUCAAUGCCUCCCCAGCAGACCCAGGACACUGGCCCUGUUCGUUACACAUUCACCACAGGUUUGGCUUAUGACACAAUAAUGCUAAAGCACCAAUGUUCAUGUGGAAAUAAUGCAGCCCAUCCUGAACAUGCAGGUCGUUUACAGAGCAUCUGGUCACGACUCCAAGAAAGAGGACUUGUGACACGUUGUGAGCGGGUGAAAUCAAGAAAAGCCACAUUAGAGGAAUUACAGAGUUGUCAUACAGAAAAUUACACAUUAUUGUACGGAUCAAAUAAUUUUAAUCGACAAAAGUUGGACCCCAAGAUUAUAGAUUCAUUACCCGUAAGAUUUUGUAUUUUAUCAUGUGGAGGAAUUGGUGUAGAUUCUGAUACAGUUUGGAGUGAUAUACAUACUACAACUGCUGCUCGCAUGGCAACAGGCUGUGUGAUAGAAUUGGCCUUCAAAGUUGCAGCUGGAGAAUUAAAGAAUGGUAUGGCCAUAGUUCGACCUCCAGGACACCAUGCAGAGGCACAACAAGCUAUGGGAUUUUGUUAUUUUAACUCCAUUGCAAUAGCUGCCAAACAGCUUCGUGAAAAGAUGAAAUUGGAAAAGAUCCUCAUCCUUGAUUGGGAUGUGCACCAUGGCAAUGCCACACAACAAAUGUUUUAUCACGACCCGUCAGUCCUGUACAUAUCAAUUCAUCGACAUGAUGAUGGCAACUUUUUCCCAGGCACUGGUUUUCCUGAAGAAUGUGGUGCCGAUGAAGGACUUGGUUUUAAUGUUAACAUUGCUUUUGGGGGAUGCCUCAAUCCUCCUAUGGGUGAUGCAGAAUAUUUAACAGCUUUCAGGACAAUCAUCAUGCCCAUAGCAAGAGAAUUCAACCCAGAUAUUGUUUUAGUCUCCGCUGGCUUUGAUGCUGCUGCUGGUCACCGUGCCCCGCUUGGAGGUUAUGACGUCAGUCCUGACUGUUUUGGUCAUAUGACUCGUGAAAUGAUGUCUCUUGCCGGAGGUAAAGUGGUGCUGGUCCUUGAAGGGGGUUAUGACCUCCCAUGUAUCUGUGAUGCUUCCGAAAAAUGUGUAGCAGCUCUUCUUGGAGAUGAGCUUCAGCCAAUCCAGAAGACUGAGCUUUGUAGAGAAUGCUGCAAACCAGCUUUGGAGACACUUGACAGCUCAAUAAAAAUUCAAGCUAAUCACUGGCCUUGCCUGAAACGUUACCUUUCAACUAUCCAGUACUCGUUGAUAGAAGCCCAGAGGCGGGAAAUAGAAGAAGCUGACACAGUGUCUGCUCUUGCCUCUUUGUCCAUGGUUACUGCAAAAAGUGGUUCUACGGUGAUAACAGAAUCAGAACAGUCAGCUGAACCAAUGGAAGAAGAAUCCUAG
Messenger RNA from Acanthosepion pharaonis, 3246 nucleotides. The record is from the annotation of a GenBank genome assembly. NCBI's taxonomy places the organism in Eukaryota, Metazoa, Mollusca, Cephalopoda, Sepiida, Sepiidae.